AUGUCAGGGCCACCACCUACUGAUGUGUAUGAGUGUGAUAUGAACGAGUCGCCAAUAAUGAGAAGGUGCAAGGAUGAUUGGGUGAAUGCCACCCAAAUCCUCAAAUGCUGCAAUUUCCCUAAAGCUAAAAGAACAAAAAUUUUGGAAAAAGGUGUUCAACAGGGCUUACAUGAAAAAGUGCAGGGUGGGUUCGGUCGUUUCCAAGGUACAUGGAUUCCUCUUGAGGAUGCACGUCGUUUGGCCGCAACGUACGGAGUGACGAAGGAGCUAGCACCGGUAUUGUUUUUGGACUUCAAUGACCCAGAUCUUGUUAUUCCCAUGAAGCAGAAACCACCUCCCAAAGACUCAAGUGACGUUGUGAAAAGAAAGUACACGAAAAAGGCAAAACAGCCGGGUGAGACUCCUAGAAGGUACAAGACAGGAAAAAAGGCGGCAAUUCAAGCCGCCGAGGAGGCAGCGGCAGCGGCGGCAGCGGCAUCAACAGCACCACCAGCACCAAUAGUAGUAACUGCUGCUGCUGCUGCUGCUGCUGCUGCUGCACAACAACAACAACAACAACCAACAGUAACAACUGCAGUUGUUGCUAAUCAUAAUAAUCUGAUACCACCGACUUUUAAUGAUGCAGCCGCAUUAGAUGGAAAUGCUUAUAAUAUGACGUCGCGACAGGAUUUGCAUGUAGCCGACGCUAUUGCCGCCAACUUACCUCAAAUGUACAACAUGAACCAGUCAAUGCCAAUUCCUAUACCUCAAACUUUUGAUCAGCGACAGAACAACGUCCCAGCAUCUAAAGUACUUUCUAGACCUCCUGAUAUUUAUCCAAUGGAAUUGGGACAUGCUUCAAUUUACGGACACAACAUACAAAAUCAGCCACUCUCAAUGCAAAGAUUUCAACUGGCUCAAAUCAAACCACAGACUUUUCCUCAACAAGCAUAUCCUCCAGUCAGUAUACAGCAACAAAUAUUUCAGCACAGCAAGCCACUGUCUUCUCAGUCAUCGAAUGAUACAAAUUGGUCGAAUGGCUACGAACAGCGAGAUAGCGAUACGUCUGUCAACUCCACCCAGGAUGACAGAAAAUCACAUUCACAAAAUCACCAGUUCCAACCUUCCGACUUGAAUUCAAGUGAUGACAAUAGUUAUGCUUCUCAGCUAUUGAAAUUUUUCAGCGAGGACAAUGCAGAAAUUCCGCACUUUGUUAUUUUCCCACCAGCCGAUUUCAAUAUCAAUGAACCCAUCGAUGACGAAGGACAUACUCCGUUGCAUUGGGCUGCAUCAAUUGGUAAUUAUGAGAUGAUUCAUCUCUUGCUCUCCAAAGGGGCAAACCCCCUCAUUGUUAACAACUUUGGUUUGAAUCCUUUAUCAAAGCUAAUUUCAUUCAACAACUGUUAUGAGCUUCGAAACUUUGGCGAUGUAUUAAAUGAUCUUGAAUUGUGUUUGAUCAACACCGACAUAAAUGGUAGGACUCCAUUGCAUUAUUUGUGUCAGUUUGCUAAAGUGAGAUCAAAAAUGGAAGGAUUGAAAUUUUAUUUAAAGACUAUAUUGAACAAAUUAACCAUUUUAACGAACCGGAAUCAAUCUAGACAAGUGGACUUGAUGAAGAAUGUGUUGAACCAUCAAGAUGUUCGUGGUGAUACUUGUUUGCACAUUGCAGUAAAGUCUAGGUGUAUACCUAUUAUACUGACAUUGUUACGAUACAAUGCUCAAGAUAAUUUUGAGAACGUUAAUGGAGAAACAGCACGAGAAUUGAUCAACUCAUUGCCACAAAAAGAUAAGGAAUUACUAUACUUGGAAAUGAAUGAACGUAGUGAAAUGGAUGGAAACACAAAUUCACCAGCUUUUUGGGACAGCAUGUUUACAAAGCCUCAAGAUAACAAUACCAAUAUCGAUAACAAUAACGAUAACAACAGUAAUAAUGCUAAUCAUGCUUCUCAAGUUUCCAAACAGCAAUUAUUGUUUACUCCGGUGGCUCCAAGGCCCCACAAAGUUGAAACGCCAGAUACGGAGCGUACUACAGUUGAGGAUGACGAUGAUGUAGAAGAUGAGGAUGAUGUAGCGCGUGUUGAUCGAAAGCACCUUGAAGCACUAAAUGAUGAUAAAGAAAACAUUUUCAUUGCUAAACAUUACGAAGAAAUUAUAACACCUGUACAGCGUACUCAAUACGGCUCGCUCCAUAGACCGUUGAGUGUAAUAACUGAAGGAGGCAGCGCUGAAAUUCUUACAAUGAACGAUAGCCAACAAGCACACGAACAACCCAUUGCGAUGCAACAAGCAAAGACACCUUCAAAAUCUGUUCCCAAUCAAUUCUGUGACAGUUUUGGGCGAAGUAACCGUCGCUCAAAGUCUUUUAGAAUGCCAAAUUUUUAUAAAUUGAACGAGGAAGGCCUGUUCACGCAAGAACAAAAAGAAAUGCGUCCGGUACCAUUCGAAGAUUUGUCAUUGAUGCUAGCUGGUAUGAUCAAAUCAUAUGGAAGCGCUCAUACUGAGCAAAUGCGAGCUCUUGAGACUGAACUUGCGACAUUGGAAAAAUCGUUGGCAGAGAAGCAGGAGGAAAAUCAAAAAUCAUUGAAACAUAUCAUUAGACUAUUCCAAAGCUCAGGUAUCGAAGAGGAGGCGGGCGAUGUGAAGUCUGUUGAAGAAGCACAUGCCAUUGUUAAAAAGUGUGUUGAACUGUGCAAACAGCGUUUAAGCGAGAAGGAGGCUCAACUAACGCACGUUUUGCAGCGUAAUCAAGCAUAUCAAUUAGCAAACCUUGUUCAACAGGAGGAAAUGGCAAUUUUGGAACAACAGUCUAACGACACUAGUCAAAGCGAAGAAGAUGAUGAUGGGUUUGUUAAUGAAGAGAAAUUCGACCUUGCAAUUGAGCUUACUAGACUUCAAAUCAAGAGGAAUGAAUUAUUGUGCAAGAUUGCUCAAGGUACAAAAAAUUAUGGUAUUGAUAGUGGCAUGUAUAAAUAUAGAAAGCUUUUGAGUUUGAGCUGUGGUAUUCGGGUGGAGGAUAUUGAUGGAUUGGUCGAUGGUAUCACCGAGUCGUUGACUGAAACGACAAGGUAA
Messenger RNA from Lodderomyces oxycetoniae, 3048 nucleotides. It is a transcript of the gene SWI4, whose product is annotated as SBF complex DNA-binding subunit. The coding region runs from base 1 to 3048 and encodes 1015 amino acids. Lineage: Eukaryota; Fungi; Ascomycota; Pichiomycetes; Serinales; Debaryomycetaceae. The record is from RefSeq and is a predicted model, not a curated record. The transcript has 2 exons. Gene Ontology annotation, molecular function: DNA binding; protein binding; transcription regulator activity. Gene Ontology annotation, cellular component: SBF transcription complex; MBF transcription complex.